CUGUCGAGGCUGGAGUUGGAUCGCAUUAAAAUGGAAGCGCUUUCCCUUGGAUUUAACUUUCAUAUCUUGAAUAACAUUGUGAGACGAAUAGAUGUCACAGGUUGUUUCGAAAACUUAUUCUAUCGCCUGAAUGACCUAACUGCAGUUGAUGAUGACAAGAAGAGCUGGUUCAAAUCUAGGCUGGUCGGCGUUGCAAAUCAAUGCCUCAUUUCUCCCACUUUACAUUCCCAAAUCCUCUUUGAAGAGCAUAAAAGAGCAUUGAAGACUCUCAGAUUGUCGUAUUGCAACCUGAUAAAGGCUUAGUAGU
Molecule: messenger RNA, 307 nt
Organism: Trichobilharzia regenti
Lineage: Eukaryota; Metazoa; Platyhelminthes; Trematoda; Strigeidida; Schistosomatidae
Source: the annotation of a GenBank genome assembly